Messenger RNA from Hippopotamus amphibius kiboko, 4870 nucleotides. It is a transcript of the gene SLC12A3, whose product is annotated as solute carrier family 12 member 3. NCBI's taxonomy places the organism in Eukaryota, Metazoa, Chordata, Mammalia, Artiodactyla, Hippopotamidae. Bases 1 to 3093 code for a protein of 1030 amino acids. Gene Ontology annotation, biological process: chloride transmembrane transport; chloride ion homeostasis; potassium ion import across plasma membrane. The record is from RefSeq and is a predicted model, not a curated record. Gene Ontology annotation, cellular component: membrane. The transcript has 26 exons. Gene Ontology annotation, molecular function: sodium:potassium:chloride symporter activity.
AUGGCAGAGCUGCCAGUGCCGGAGACGCCCAGGGACCCUGCUCUGUGCAGUGGGCGCUUCACCAUCAGCACGUUGCUGGGGGGCGAUGAACCCCCCCCAUCAACCGCCUAUGACAGCAGCCACCCCAGCCACCUGACCCAUGGCAGCACCUUCUACAUGCGCACCUUUGGCUACAACACUAUUGAUGUGGUGCCCGCCUAUGAGCACUAUGCCAACAGCACCCUGCCCGGCGAGCCCCGAAAGGUCCGGCCCACGCUGGCUGACCUGCACUCCUUCCUCAAGCAGGAAGGCAGCCACCUGCAUGCCCUGGCCUUUGAUAGCCGGCCCAGCCAUGAGAUGACGGAUGGGCUGGUGGAGGACGAGGCAGGUACCAAUGGUGAGAAGAACCCUGAGGAGCCCGUGCGCUUCGGCUGGGUCAAGGGGGUGAUGAUCCGUUGUAUGCUCAAUAUCUGGGGUGUGAUCCUCUAUCUGCGGCUCCCCUGGAUUACCGGCCAGGCGGGCAUUGUCCUGACCUGGAUCAUCAUCCUGCUGUCAGUCACGGUGACCUCCAUCACGGGCCUCUCCAUCUCCGCCAUCUCCACCAACGGCAAGGUCAAGUCAGGUGGCACCUACUUCCUCAUCUCCCGGAGUCUUGGCCCAGAGCUAGGGGGCUCCAUCGGCCUCAUUUUUGCCUUUGCCAACGCUGUGGGUGUGGCCAUGCACACCGUGGGCUUCGCAGAGACCGUGCGGGACUUGCUCCAGGAGUACAACGCGCCCAUCGUGGACCCCACCAAUGACAUCCGCAUCAUCGGUGUGGUCACCGUCACCGUGCUGCUGGCCAUCUCCCUGGCUGGCAUGGAGUGGGAGUCCAAGGCCCAGGUGCUCUUCUUCCUCGUCAUCAUGGUCUCUUUUGCCAACUACCUGGUAGGGACAUUGAUCCCCCCAUCUGAGGACAAAGCCUCCAAAGGCUUCUUCAGCUACCGGGCGGACAUUUUUGUCCAGAACUUGGUACCUGACUGGCGGGGCAUAGACGGCAGCUUCUUUGGGAUGUUUUCCAUCUUCUUCCCCUCGGCCACGGGCAUCCUGGCAGGAGCCAACAUCUCCGGGGACCUCAAGGACCCUGCUGUAGCCAUCCCCAAGGGAACGCUCAUGGCCAUUUUCUGGACCACCAUCUCCUACCUGGCCAUCUCAGCCACCAUCGGCUCCUGUGUGGUUCGAGAUGCCUCUGGGGUCCUGAAUGACACGGUGACCCCCGGCUCAGGCGCCUGCGACGGGCUGGCCUGUGGCUACGGCUGGAACUUUACGGAGUGCUCCCUGCAGCACAGCUGCCGCUACGGCCUCAUCAACCACUAUCAGACCAUGAGCAUGGUGUCGGGCUUCGCGCCCCUGAUCACAGCCGGCAUCUUCGGGGCCACCCUCUCCUCAGCCCUGGCCUGUCUUGUCUCUGCAGCCAAAGUCUUCCAGUGCCUGUGCCUGGACCAGCUGUACCCGCUCAUCGGCUUCUUCGGCAAAGGCUAUGGCAAGAACAAUGAGCCGGUGCGUGGCUACCUGCUGGCCUACGCCAUCGCUGUGGCCUUCAUCAUCAUCGCUGAGCUCAACACCAUUGCCCCCAUCAUCUCCAACUUCUUCCUGUGCUCCUACGCCCUCAUCAACUUCAGCUGCUUCCACGCUUCCAUCACCAACUCGCCUGGGUGGAGACCCUCGUUCCGAUACUACAGCAAGUGGGCGGCGCUCUUUGGGGCGAUCAUCUCCGUGGUCAUCAUGUUCCUUCUCACCUGGUGGGCGGCCCUCAUUGCCAUUGGCGUGGUCCUCUUCCUCCUGCUCUAUGUGAUCUACAAGAAGCCAGAGGUGAACUGGGGCUCCUCGGUACAGGCCGGCUCCUACAACCUGGCCCUGAGCUACUUGGUGGGUCUCAACGAGGUGGAGGACCACAUCAAGAACUACCGCCCCCAGUGCCUGGUGCUCACGGGGCCCCCCAGCUUCCGCCCGGCCCUGGUGGACUUUGUGGGCACCUUCACGCGGAGCCUCAGCCUGAUGAUCUGUGGCCAUGUGCUCAUCGGACCCCGCAAACAGAGGAUGCCUGAGCUCCGGCUCAUCACCAGUGGGCACACCAAGUGGCUGAACAAGAGGAAGGUCAAGGCCUUCUACGCCGACGUCAUUGCCGAGGACCUCCGCAGUGGCGUCCAGGUUCUCAUGCAGGCUACAGGUCUCGGGAGGAUGAAGCCCAACAUUCUGGUGGUCGGGUUCAAGAAGAACUGGCAGUCAGCUCACCCGGCCACAGUGGAAGACUACAUCGGCAUCCUGCACGAUGCUUUUGAUUUCAACUAUGGUGUGUGUGUCAUGAGGAUGCGCGAGGGGCUCAACAUCUCAAAGGUGAUGCAGACGCACAUUAACCCUGUGUUUGACCCAGCGGAGGACAGCAAGGAAGCCAGCGCCGGUGGAGCCAGGCUGUCUGUCUCCGGCACAUUGGACCCUGAGGCCCUGGUGCGGGAGGAGCAGGCCAGUACCAUCUUCCAGUCCGAGCAGGGCAAGAAGACCAUCGACAUCUACUGGCUAUUCGACGAUGGAGGCCUCACCCUCCUCAUCCCCUAUCUCCUUGGCCGCAAGAAGAGAUGGAGUAAAUGCAGGAUCCGCGUGUUCGUAGGGGGCCAGAUCAACAGGAUGGACCAGGAGAGGAAGGCGAUCAUUUCUUUGCUGAGCAAGUUCCGACUGGGAUUCCACGAAGUCCACGUCCUUCCCGACAUCAACCAGAAGCCGAGGGCUGAGCACACCAAGCGAUUUGAGGACAUGAUUGCACCUUUCCGCCUGAAUGAUGGCUUCAAGGACGAGGCCACAGUCACCGAGAUGAGGCGGGACUGCCCCUGGAAGAUCUCGGAUGAGGAGAUUAACAAGAACAGAGUCAAGUCCCUUCGGCAGGUGAGGCUGAAUGAGAUUCUGCUGGAUUACUCCCGAGAUGCCGCCCUGGUUGUCAUCACCUUGCCCAUAGGGAGGAAGGGGAAGUGCCCGAGCUCGCUCUACAUGGCCUGGCUGGAGACGCUGUCCCAGGACCUCAGACCUCCGGUCAUCCUGAUCCGAGGAAACCAGGAAAAUGUGCUCACCUUUUACUGCCAGUAACUCCGGGCUUGGCUGCGCCUGCCCAAAGCCAGGGUGCAGGGGAGGCCCACCUGUCCAUGGGGGCGGGACGCACUCCUGUCACACUUUAAGUGGUAGCAUUUGAUGAUCCGACGGAAGAAACUGAUAGAUUUCCAAACUUCGACUGGAUCCCACUCCCAUCGGACGCGUCCUCUGGGCUUUGUUUUUAUGGGCUGGAGAGGUAGCAGACGGAGUUGUCCGGAAAACUCUCUGGUGGAUCCAUAUUCCUUUUAAGUUUUCUUUUGCUCUUGAUCACAACAAAUGAAGAUUUCAGUCUUUGAUUUGUGUGCAAAUUUGAGUCAGAGUGCUGAGUGUGAAUCUUGGCAGUUUCUACAGAGCUUUCCUGGGAGCACCCCCUAAACACACCUCCCCCCUCCAAUGUCAGGAGCGUGGGGACCCCACCUGCAGCCCUUACAGGGGGAGUGCAAGGCUCGUUGAGCCUCCGUAACAAUGAAAAUUUAUUUAACCACCUCUCCCUUCCUUCACUUUCAAUAAUGUCUUCAGUGUUUUGGUUGGUUCUUUGGUAAACUGGGACUUUCAAACUUUUUCGGACUGCAACCCACAGUAAGAAAUCUAUUUUACGUUGAGACUAGGAACAAACACAGUGAAACUAAAGCGUCACAAAACAAUCCUUAUUCUCACUUCAGGUGAUGCACUCUGGUGUUUUCUAUUCUGAUCCCUUUUCUCCUUUUAAUGUUGGUUGCAAUCCACUAAAAUGAGUUUGGGACCCACUAAUGGGUGCAGACUCAUGAUUUGAAGACCACAACUUAGACUUUCCUCUGUGCCCUGUGCUUUUCUACACAACAGGGAGCUCAUCUAGUUUGGAGAAAGGCCAUGGUGGGCAUCACUGCCAUUUCCCCAGCUCAUCCCACAGGGAAGGAAAGAGAACCAACAAAACACCAGGAGGAAGGGUAUGGAGGGUGGGCAUGUCAGGAAAGAGCUUCAAAGGAGGGGCGCGGUUUAGGGAGUCUCAUGGAAGAGUGUUGUAUUUCAGGUUUGGCUGGGGAUGGAGAAUGGAGGUUUGGUUAGGGAUGCAGGUUUGGUGGGUCAAGAAGCAGAGAGGUGGGUGUACAGAUGGCAAGAUUGGGCAAAGAAUCAGAAACAUCCAAACCUGGCCCGAGGCUGGGUGAAAGGACAGUGGGGAGGAACCACCAAUAAGAGACGGAAACUGAGCAAGUAGCAGAGGGGGCUGUGGUGGGGGGAAUGUAAGAUGGGGGUCAGAGAUGAGGGAGAACCUGCGGGAGACGAACCUUGCUCAGGUAAGGGUAUUCAGGUUACUAUGGAUGGAACCCUCCCCCAACCCAGAGUGUUUGCACCACCACUUGGGAUGCAGGAGCAGAAUGUACAUUAAGAGAUGUCCAAGGUGGGUGGGUAAGGCUCUCUGAAAGGGCAUUUCAGCUCAGACAUACCCAAGCAGUAUAAAGGCAAGUUGUUGGGGGAUUCCACUGGCUGAGCCUUCUUCCAAUAGCACUGGGGUGGCCAAGGAAUGAGGCACCUUUGGGUCUGGUUGGCCCCCUCCAAGCACACUGGAGCACCCACUCAGUCACGAAGGCAAAAGUGUCUUUCUUGGGAUUGGGACUCAAAGGACUUCAGUGUUUGUCCCACUGCAGAGACCAAGGUUCUGGGCUCUUGGUCAAGAGCCCAGACCAAGCCCCACUGUCCUAUUACUGCAUCAGGCUUUUGCUGAGAGAGACAGAACACCUGGCUGAGCUCCUGAAGGACAGAGCAGGGCUGCUUCUGAGCCGUUCAGUGGACCUGG